AUGGUUUGGACCUCACUCAGCCACCAGUCCCUCCUCAAGUCUCCCCCCUGGGGCCUCCCCCAUCUGGACCUCCUGGAGCUGUGGCCCGAGACCAGACCUCUGUUUUACCGCCUGGAAAGAGAGCUGUUUACACACUUGCAGGAGAUGCGUCUCAACAUGGUGUUCCUGGACCAACUGCAGCGGCGGAUCUUGGAGCAGAUGGACCUGAGCUCUGACUCCGCCCUCCACCCCAUCACCAUGGAGACACGAGGUCUGGACAGUGUCUACAGCCACGACUCCGUGAAGCUGAUCAAGUUCGCGGACGACACCACCCUCAUUGGACUCAUCUCCAACAACGAUGAGUCCGCCUACAGGAGGGAGGUGGACCGGCUGGUGUCCUGGUGCAGUGGUAACAACCUGGAGCUGAACGCCCAGAAGACAGUGGAGAUGAUUGUGGACUUCAGGAAGAGCACUGUCCCCCCGCCCCCACCCUCCGUGAUGGACUCCCCCAUCACCUCUGUGGAGUCCUUCCGUUUCCUGGGCACCACCAUCACCCAGGACCUCAAGUGGGAGCCGACCAUCAGCUCCCUCAUCAAAAAGGCCCAGCAGAGGAUGUACUUCCUGCGGCAGCUCAGGAAAGCCAAGCUGCCUGCACAGAUGUUGGUGCAGUUCUACACGGCCAUCAUCGAGUCCAUCCUCACCUCCUCCAUCACCGUGUGGUUUGCUGGAGCCACAGUCAGGGACAAACAGAGACUACAGCGCAUUGUGCGCUCUGCAGAGGAAGUGAUCGGCCGCAGCCUUCCAUCGCUGCAGGACCUGCUUAUGCUGCUUAUAUCUCCGGGAAACUUCACCAAAACUCAGCAGGAAAACCCAGACGUGACCGCGGCAGCUCCACACAGCAGAGGUCAGCUCCACCAGGAAGAGUCAGCUCCACAGGGAAGAGCCCGCACCUGGUAG
Knipowitschia caucasica is the source of this 936-nucleotide messenger RNA. Lineage: Eukaryota; Metazoa; Chordata; Actinopteri; Gobiiformes; Gobiidae. The record is from the annotation of a GenBank genome assembly.